Fusarium mangiferae is the source of this 2601-nucleotide messenger RNA. RefSeq lists its product as uncharacterized. The transcript is spliced from 8 exons. Lineage: Eukaryota; Fungi; Ascomycota; Sordariomycetes; Hypocreales; Nectriaceae. Gene Ontology annotation, molecular function: ATP binding; ATP-dependent chromatin remodeler activity. The record is from RefSeq and is a predicted model, not a curated record. The coding region runs from base 1 to 2601 and encodes 866 amino acids.
AUGCUCUUCGACGUUGUGCAACAAGGGCAGUACUUCUCUUUGGUACAUAACGACUUGAUUUUCGCGCGGCUGAGUAAAGGAUUGUGCACACUGUUGCUCUCCCUUGUGUCUCAACAUCAACUAUGCGUCUUAGCAUACGUCCCGAGUGAGGCCUCUGUUUUGGAAGCGGAUUUUUGGUGCAUGCGAGCUGGCUCCAAGCUUCCAAUAGAGCUGAAUAUUUAUGGACACCGUGAGGACGCUGACGCUAUCGGUCGAACUCUUUCCAAGGCCGGUGCCUAUCUUCAAUUCCCUCGAAGCGGGCUACAAGGAGUGGAGUACUAUAAUCCACACUUCUUUCGAAUGGAAGGUUACCCGGAGCAAGCAUCGAUCGAAACUCUGCUUUUAUCUCCGCCAGAAGUGGUGGAAGCCAGAGACCAGGCUCCCGACGAAGAGUCUACAGCCGAUAAUGCAGAUGCGGUUGAUGAGAUCCUUGGUUCGCUAUCAUACCAUAAUCUCCGUGAUGGCAUUCAAGUUGACAGUCGCAUCAAAAGUGUGCUUUUCCCCUACCAAAGGGAAGCAAUCGACUUUAUCCUCAAACGAGAGACUGGCGAUAUCCCCUCGGAACUUAGCCUCUGGAAGUAUAAUAGCACUGAUGCGGAUGAACCUUUUUAUCAGCAUGUGUUCAGUGGAGCAAAGCGUCCAAGUCAGGAAGAGGCUGAAGGCGGAAUCCUGGCAGAUGAUAUGGGAUUAGGGAAAUCCCUCGUCCUAUUGUCAACUAUAGCAGGUUCACUAGAUCGGGCAAAUGCAUUUGCUGAAUCCAAUCAACGGUCUGCAGCGACGCUGAUCGUGGUGUCAUCAACUCGUAAGUGCUAUAUGUUACAGAAGAAAGAAAAAAGAUCAAAACGGACUCAAACUGAUUUGAACCAAGUCUUGAUCGACAACUGGGUUGAACAGAUUCAAAAGCAUACUUAUCCCGGUGGUCUAUCGUGUCACCGACACACUGGUACACAACGGCAUAAAGAAGCACAUCUACUGUACCAUAAGUCUAUAGUGUUCACGACAUACGCCACAUUGGCGGCCGACGCGUCUCGCGGUAGCUUAUCCAGAGUCCACUGGUUCAGGAUCGUUUUGGAUGAAGCACACGAUAUCAGAAACCGCAGAACGAACCAGUUCAAAGCCGUCAUCGCGCUUUCGGCAAAGCAUCGCUGGUGCCUAACUGGAACACCCAUUCAGAACAGUAUGGAUGAUCUUGGAGCUUUAGUAUCUUUCCUAAGGGUACCAGUCCUUGAAAAUGCUCCGACAUUCCACAAGUUCAUCACAAGUCCAGCAACGUCCUCCACUUCAAAAGACCGGUUCAAGAAUCUACGAACAUUACUUGAGACCAUAUGUUUAAGAAGAACAAGAGAUAUAUUGCCCCUGAGGCCUCCGGUCACGUAUGUCCGAGAGGUCUUGCUUACCGCUUCUGAACGACAAGAGUACAACAAUCUCAUCCAAAAAGGUAAAACACAACUGGAUAUGAUAACUAGCGGGCACAGCAAAAGGAAAGUGAGCUCUGUAGUGCUCCAGUCGAUUCUCAAACUACGUCUCUUUUGCAACAACGGCACAUCAAUCGAUAACAAACAAUUUGAGGUUACGGGUCUUCCAUCCGACCCAGAUGAAGCAUUGGCAUAUCUUCAACAACAUGACCGCAAUAUCUGUGCCAUUUGCUCUGCUACGAUUUACUCUAUCGAUAGUUCUGAAAAGACGGAUGGUGGUAGGUUCAUAUUUUCCUGUUGUCACUUAUUUUGUCGCACUUGCAUGCCUCAGUAUCGAAAGCGGAAAUCACCUUGUCCAGCCUGCCAGCAAGAAGGAGGCGAAGCCGAACUUCCAGGCGUUCAGCCCAUGCAAGAUGGGCAGGCAAGCAUGGGGACAAGCGGACAGACUGGCGAUGGUCGUGCUAUUGACGAAUACCCGUCGAAGUUACUCUGUCUCUUGGACGAUAUCCGCGAACAUAAUACACAAAAAAGCAUCGUGUUUUCUUGCUGGAAAAAGACACUUUUCCUCGUCAGCAACCUUCUUUCGCAUCAUUCCAUUAGAAACGGUAUAAUCCAUGGUUCGCGAACGCUCGCUGAACGCACCAAAACCUUGAAGGAGUUUCAGUCGAAAACUGGCCCAACUAUUCUACUUAUGACGUUGGGGACAGGUGCCGUAGGAUUGAACCUUGCCGUUGCAUCACGUAUUUACCUCCUGGAGCCGCAAUGGAACCCGUCUAUCGAGGAGCAGGCGAUUGGGAGAGCGCUUCGACUCGGUCAAGAAUCUCAAGUCGUUGUUGUCAGAUACAUCACAGCAAAGACGGUUGAACAGGUCUGGGAGCAUGCGUUGCUCGUCUUGCUCUCGCUAACAGUUUGCAGGCUGAUGUCGUAUUUCGUCAAAGACGAAAAUUGCAGUUGGUUGGCGGGGGAUUCGGCAAAGGGAAGAACGCAUCAUCGGAGGCUUCCGUGGAGUCGCUGUUGCAUGUUUUUGACGAUGACGGGCAUCGACAUAGGGUCCAAAGCCUGGCUUUCUUUCGGCAUUUUCCUGGGUUGGGUUGUACACAAAUUCUUAAGUAGACUGUUUCAGAUCAAGCCAGUAGCUUCUCGAUAA